This is a messenger RNA of Acanthoscelides obtectus, 1068 nucleotides long. NCBI's taxonomy places the organism in Eukaryota, Metazoa, Arthropoda, Insecta, Coleoptera, Chrysomelidae. The record is from the annotation of a GenBank genome assembly.
AUGUCAACGGCUCGAGCUCAAGGUAUGAACAAAGAAGAAUGCGAUCAUUACUUUGACCUGCUCGGGAACCUUUUAACAGAAAAUAACCUAAUAUCCGCUCCCAGAAAAUUUUUCAAUGUAGAUGAAACUGGGGUUCAGCUAAAUAACAACCCAGGAAAGGUAAUUGCUACCAGAGGUUCCAAAAUGGUAAAUUGUGUAACAAGUGCAGAGAAAGGUGAGACUGUGGCAGUUAUAGCCUGCGUGAAUGCAGAAGGUCAUUUCCUUCCACCCUACUGCAUUAUGAAGGGAAAAAACAAGAAAAAAGAAUUUGAAGACGGAUUGCCACCAGGUGGUACAGUUGUAAUGAGUGAAAAAUCGGCGUAUGUAACUACGGAUAUUUUCAAAGCAUGGCUUCUUCAUCACUUUAUUCCACGUAAAGAACAAGGCAAAGUACUCCUCGUCCUUGACGGUCAUUCCUCUCAUUGCUCUGAUGUGGAAAUACUAGACCUGGCAACAGCCAAUGACAUAAUUCUGUUGUGCCUACCUAGCCACACUACUCAUUGGCUGCAGCCAUUAGAUAGAUCAUUCUUCAAGCCUCUUAAGGUUUAUUGGAAUGAAGCAUGUAAGAAAUGGGUACAAAACAAUCCCGGUCGCAAACUCUCCAGAUUGCAGUUUCCGUCACUCCUCAAUACUGCAUGGUGUAAAGCUGCCUCAGUUCAAAAUGCAGUAUCAGGAUUUAGGACAUGUGGUAUUUUUCCUUUUGAUAAAUCCAAAAUCCCAGAAUAUGCUUUUAUCUGCAAAAAUACUGCAAAUGCUGCUCUUAGAAAUGAGAAUUCACCGGAUGAAAAUAUUGGGGAAGCCACUGCUCAUGUCAUUAUUGAUGCCAACAACCAAAACAACGGGCGUUCUCCAAAGACAGCUGAUCCAGAUCAAAAUCCAUUUGAAGCUAUUUCAGCGGUUCCGUGCAUACCAGGAACGAGUGGGUGCCAGAAGCGAAAACAGCAUGCAGAGGUACUAACAUCACCAGAGGUAGUAGCAGCAAAACGAGAGAAAAAAGAGGCCAAAGAAAAAAAAGAUCUGCGAAACUGA